This is a messenger RNA of Tachysurus vachellii, 1323 nucleotides long. Its product is annotated as golgin subfamily A member 6-like protein 22. Bases 226 to 1323 code for a protein of 365 amino acids. The transcript has a single exon. The record is from RefSeq and is a predicted model, not a curated record. NCBI's taxonomy places the organism in Eukaryota, Metazoa, Chordata, Actinopteri, Siluriformes, Bagridae.
ACACUUGAAGAUUAUCUUAAAGCUGGUAAUAAUCCACAUGUGAACAGUCUAAUCAGAGACUGUGGUGGAAGAGUUCACUUGUUUAAUAACAAUAUAAAAGAUACCAAACAAGUUAGUGAGCUUCUCAAAAUGAUCGAAGAAAUGAUAAAGUUCAACAGGGACAAUUACUUUACUAAUGAGAUGUUUGAGAAGGCAGAGAUGUCGAUACAACAGAAACAGUAGGAGAUGCUAAAAGAGAAAGAGGAGAAGAUUCAAGCUGAAGGAGAGGCUCUGAAGGACAGAUAUGAAGAAGAACUGGAACAGAUGAGGAAUAAUAUGGAGAAAGAGAGAGAGAGAUUGGAAGAGGAAAGAUGUAAAAGGGAAAACAUGUUUAAGGAGAGGGAAGAAGAAAUGAGGCGAGAAUAUGAGAAGAAAGAAGAAGAAGAGAAAGAGAAAUGGUUGAAAGAGAACCAAAGAAGAGAAGAAGAGGAAAAACGACAGACUGCAGAAAAUAACCGCAUGAUGGAGGAGAUGAGGAAAGAACUAGAACAUCAAAAAGAUAAAUUUCUCCAACAGCAAACUGAAAGAGAUGAGGAGGACAGAAAAAGGGCAGAGAGAGAGAGAGAGGAUAAAGAACGCUUUGAACAACAACAAAAGGAAACAAUUACAAAACUAAAACUCAAACAGGAAGAAGAAGUCCGAAGGAGAGAUGAGGAGGAAAAAAAGAGAGGAAAAGAACAGGAAGAAGAGAGAGAAAACUGGAAGAGUAAAAUGAAGGAGGCUGAAAAUGAUAAAAAGGAGGAAAUUGAAAAGAAACUGAGAGAACGGGAGAUGAGAUGGAAAGAGCAGAUGGAAGAGAGAGAUAAAGAAUACAAGAGAACAAAAGAGAGACAUGCUGAAGAACUGAGAGCACAAGAGGAAAAUCAGGAUAAAAUGAGGAAAAGAUUUGAAAAGGAAAGAGAACAAGAGAGAAAUAAGUGGCAGGAGACAGAAAGGAGGAAACGAGAGCAAAUAGAGAGACAGUAUCAGGAAAGUAAAGAGAAAAUAAAGCAGGAGUAUGAAGAAUGGGAAAAAAUAAGAAAAGAAGAAUGGAAUAAAAGAAUUCAAGAAGACAAUAAAAGAAGAGAAGAGGAGCAAAAGAGUCUACAGAGACUGAAAGAAAGGAUGGAAGCAGAAAGGCAAGAGGAAAUGAAAAGGAGAGAGAAAGAAGAUAAAGACAGAAAAGAAAAAGAAGACAGAGACUAUGAGGAAAUGAAAAAUGACUAUGAGAAGAAAAUGAAGGAGAUGGACAGUAAAUAUAAAGAUGAAGCUAGAAAAAAAGCUGAAGAGAUGAAUGACUUUUGA